AGAUUAAAGAGGAAGAGGAGGAACUCUGCACCAGUCAGGAGGGAGAGCAGCUUGUACUGAAGCAGGAGACUGAUACCUUUAUGUUGACUCCUACUAAUGAGGAAAGUGACCACCAGCUCCUCUCUCACAACUCUCCUGUAGCUGAGAGCCAAGAUCAGGAAGGAAGCAAAGAUGAAGACCCAGAAUCAAAGAGUCAUUGUAACACUCAGACAGGGAAAAAGUCUUUCAAAUGUGACACCUGUGGAAAAACUUUUAACUUCAAGUCCAAAUUGAAUGUACAUCUGAGAAUCCACACGGGUGAGAAACCGUACCCCUGCAACACCUGUGGGAAAAGAUUUAGUGACAAGUCAGUAUUGAUAAGGCACAUGAGAAUCCACACAGGUGAGAGUGCACACUCCUGCAACACCUGUGGGAAAAGGUUUUAUCAGAAAACACACUUACAAAGGCACAUAAGAAUUCAUACAGGUGAGAAGCCGUACUCUUGCAAAACAUGUGGCAAAGCUGUCAGAACAAGUACAGGCUUGUUUGUCCACAUGAGAACCCACACAGGUGAGAAGCCGUACCCAUGUAACACCUGUGGGAAAAAAUUCAGGCACAGUUCGGUAUUGAAUGAGCAUUUAAAAAUCCAUACAGGUGAGAAGCCAUAUUCUUGUGAGACUUGUGGAAAGAGAUUUUGUACAAUGACAUUAUUGAGACGUCACAUCAGAAGCCACACAAGUGAGAAACCAUAUUCUUGCAAAACAUGUGGCAAAAAUUUCAAAUGGAAUGCUGGCCUGAAACUUCACAUGAGAACUCACACAGGUGAGAAGCCGUACCCCUGCAACACUGGUGGAAAAAGAGUCAAUAUAAAGCAGAACUUUGAAAGACACGUAAGAAUUCAUAAAAAUUAUAAGUCAUGUACUUAGAACAUGAUGAUGUGGGAGAGCUUUCAGACUUAAUUGAGAAUUGACAGUCCACAAGAGAAGAGUCCAUACUGGAGAGAAACCACAUCACCGCAACACAUGCGAGAAAAUAUACUUCUAUUUGUUAGAGUUUAGAAGGCAUAUAAGGUCACAUACAGACCUGAAGCCUUUGAUUUGUAAAAUAUGUGGUAGGAUUCAGUUUUAGUGAUUCUUGGACAGAACACACGAGCCCACAGAAGUGAAGAGCCACAUAAUUGCAGCUCUGGUGGGAAACGUUUUUCUCAAAUCACACAGUUGAAAAAACACCUGAGAAUCAGUUUACAUAGGGGAAACCAUCAAGAUGAAACUUGUGUGGAGAAGAGUUCACUUAAUGAAUGGAAUACACUUUGAAAUAGAUACAGCUCUGUAAUUCCAUUUACAAUUUUUUUUUCAGAGGUCACUGUCGCAGCAUUAUUUCUCCUUCAAUAUUACUCAUAUUCUGUUUGCAGCUGUAUUUCUUUGAAACCAGUGUAAUUUCCCAAAUCUUGGAAAAAAAAUUGUUUCACAGUGAGUGCAUAGUUCAUAUAAAUGUAAAUGGU
Seriola dumerili (greater amberjack) is the source of this 1480-nucleotide messenger RNA. RefSeq names its product zinc finger protein 239-like. The coding region runs from base 81 to 905 and encodes 274 amino acids. Gene Ontology annotation, cellular component: nucleus. NCBI's taxonomy places the organism in Eukaryota, Metazoa, Chordata, Actinopteri, Carangiformes, Carangidae. The record is from RefSeq and is a predicted model, not a curated record. The transcript has 3 exons.